Messenger RNA from Leptonychotes weddellii (Weddell seal), 2562 nucleotides. NCBI's taxonomy places the organism in Eukaryota, Metazoa, Chordata, Mammalia, Carnivora, Phocidae. The record is from RefSeq and is a predicted model, not a curated record.
AUGACGUGCACCGGGGUCCGACGGAUAUGGAACUCCCGGGUGGGGAUACUAGGUGCUCGGAGGGGCCGCGCAGACGUGGGACUCCACGAGGUGCCGGCUGGGGAAGCCAGCGUGGGACAGGCAGUGGGCAGGCCUGGCCGGAGAGCGGCGGGCCGAAGACCUUUCGCGGAGGAAAAGGAGCAUGCUCUAGUAUCUCCUCCCUCCAUCCCAAGUCUUGCCCUGGUGCUCUGGACCCCUCACGUGUUGCGUUACUUGCUGUCGUGGAGGACUCCCCCGGGUACGCCCUGCCCCUCCACUGAGUGGACACCUCUGUCAGAGGCUGCACAUCUGCCACCUGGGUAUCCAGGUGAGCCCAUCUGGCCCCACCAGUCCCUGCUGUCCAGGUCAUGUCACAUCAAGAUCCUGACACCCAUCUGGCCGGACCCCCGCCGCCGCCAGCGAUGCCACUUGAAGCAGGUCCCGGAGACUCAAGGACCUCUCACCAGCUCCUUCUGGGACCCCUGGGGUUCUUUCCUCAGGCCUAGCUCCCAGGAGCCCACGUGUUGCGCCGGCUGGAGGCAGCAGGGCGACGAGUGUGGGGUCGCGGUGUGCGAAGGCAACUCCACGUGCUCGGAGAACGAAGUGUGCGUGCGGCCGGGCGAGUGCCGCUGCCGCCAUGGCUACUUCGGUGCCAACUGCGACACGAAGUGCCCGCGCCAGUUCUGGGGCCCCGACUGCAAAGAGCUGUGUAUCUGCCACCCGCAUGGCCAGUGCGAAGACGUGACGGGCCAGUGUACGUGUCACGCGCGGCGCUGGGGCGCACGCUGCGAGCAUGCGUGCCAGUGCCAGCAUGGCGUGUGCCAUCCGCGGAGCGGCGCGUGUCGCUGCGAGCCUGGCUGGUGGGGCGCGCAGUGCGCCAGCGCGUGCUACUGCAGCGCCACGUCGCGCUGCGACCCACAGACGGGCGCGUGCCUGUGCCAGGCAGGCUGGUGGGGCCGCAGCUGCAACAAUCAGUGCGCCUGCAACACGUCGCCGUGCGAGCAACAGAGCGGCCGCUGCCAGUGUCGCGAGCGCACGUUUGGCGCGCGCUGCGAGCGCUACUGCCAGUGCUUUCGCGGCCGCUGCCACCCUGUGGACGGCACGUGCGCCUGCGAGCCGGGCUACCGGGGCAAGUACUGCCGGGAGCCGUGCCCUGCCGGCUUCUACGGCCUGGGCUGCCGCCGCCGAUGCGGCCAGUGCAAAGGCCAGCAGCCUUGCACGGUGGCCGAGGGCCGCUGCCUGACUUGCGAGCCCGGCUGGAACGGCACCAAGUGCGACCAGCCGUGCGCCACCGGCUUCUAUGGCGAGGGCUGCGGCCACCGCUGCCCGCCCUGCCGCGACGGGCAUGCCUGCAACCACGUCACUGGCAAGUGCACGCGCUGCAACGCGGGCUGGAUCGGCGACCGGUGCGAGACCAAGUGCAGCAAUGGCACUUACGGCGAGGACUGUGCAUUUGUGUGCGCCGACUGCGGCAGCGGCCACUGCGACUUCCAGUCGGGGCGUUGCCUGUGCAGCCCCGGCGUCCACGGGCCCCACUGUAACCUGACGUGCCCGCCUGGGCUCCACGGGGUGGACUGCGCCCAGGCCUGCAGCUGCCACGAGGACUCGUGCGACCCGGUCACUGGUGCCUGCCGCCUGGAGACCAACCAGCGCAAGGGCGUGAUGGGCGCGGGUGCGUUGCUUGCGCUGCUCCUCGGCCUGCUGCUCUCGCUGCUCGGCUGCUGCUGCGCCUGCCGCGGCAAGGACCCGACGCGCCGGGAGCUCACGCUCGGGAGGAAGAAGGCGCCGCAGCGAUUGUGCGGUCGCUUCAGCCGCAUCAGCAUGAAGCUGCCCCGGAUCCCGCUCCGCAGGCAGAAGCUGCCCAAGGUCGUAGUGGCCCAUCACGACCUGGAUAACACACUCAACUGUAGCUUCCUGGAGCCACCGUCGGGGUUGGAGCAGCCCUCGCCAUCAUGGUCCUCCCGGGCCUCCUUCUCCUCCUUUGACACCACUGAUGAGGGUCCUGUGUACUGCGUACCCCACGAGGAGACCGCAACCGAGAGCCGGGACGCAGAGCCCCCCACCGCCCCUACCGAGGCGCUGGCGUCAUCCCCCCCACCGGUGACCACGCCGGCGUCCACAGAGGAGGCGACGCCCCUCCCCGCGUCCUCUGACAGCGAGCGGUCGGCGUCUAGCGUGGAGGGGCCCGGCGGGGCGCUGUAUGCGCGCGUGGCCCGGCGCGAGGCCCGGCCGGCCCGGGCCCGGGGCGAGGCUGGGGGCCUGUCGCUUUCGCCAUCUCCCGAGCGCAGGAAGCCGCCUCCACCCGACCCUGCCACCAAGCCCAAGGUGUCCUGGAUCCACGGCAAGCACGGUGCCGCUGCCGCUGCCGGUGCGCCCUCACCGCCACUCUCGGGACCUGAGGCCGCGCCCAGUCCCAGCAAGAGGAAACGGACGCCCAGCGACACGUCGGCGCGCCCGGAUGAGCCCGGCAGCCCCCGCGCCCGCGACCCGACGCCUCGGCCCCCGGGGCUGGCGGAGGAGGGGCCAGCCUUCGUUCUUCCUUGA